GGACAAAUUGAUCGUGGUGGAGUGGAGAUCCGUUUUCACUCGUUUCACAUCUGCUGGAAGAAUAGAGCAAAAAGUAAAUACGGGUUAAUCCAACUUGGGAGAUUUCACGUCAAGUUUGUAACUAGAUAAGUAACCGGGCAAGGUACACUCUUGAUGUGAGUUGAGUUUGUAAACAUUUUUGUCUCGUGCAUAGACGUACCUUAUGUAUAGCAAUCUUUAUUUCAACUGAAAAAGCAAAUAGGUAUUCAACACUCGAACUUUUUACGAGCCUUUAUUUACGAAGUAAAAACAUCCUACUGUAGUUCGUAAAUUUCGUAAAAUUUCAUAAGUCAAAUUUCCGAAGAGAUGUGUGUAAAAGUUUAUAGUUUACAAACCUUACGAAAGUUAUGUACGUACUUGAGUUCCCUCAUUAAUUACAAGUUGUACUUAAACGUGUACCCGGCGUACCUCUUGACAUUUACUUACUUGCUGUCAAUUAACGAGAACGGGGCUAAUGUUGGAGCAAGGACAUUUUACGACAGUUACCGAAGAUGUAACUGGCCCCAAUGGAAGUCUUGAUUAUGACGUAAUUGGUCACGUGUGCAAAUUCUUGGCCACCUCAGACAUCAAGAAGUGUCGGCUUGUCUCCUCUUCUUGGAAUUAUCAAUGUACCCCCGUUCUUAGAGCCAGGACACGAAUACGAAUUGACCUAUCGCCUGGAUAUGAUGAUGAUUGCGAACGUUUGGAAAGCUGGGACCUGUCCUACUUCACGGAUAGGAUUAACCUCUCCCCGGUCAAUAUUGAUCUGUUUAUUCCAUCUUCCCACAGUUACAAUCUGACACCCCUGGAUUUCUCCGCAAUUCUUUUAUUCAAAAAUUUAAAAUCAUUUAUUGUCCAUUACCCCGCCAAGCUUGAGUUUCUUUGGAUGAAGGAAUUAUCCACGAACAUUGUUUCCUCGUCGUCCACGACGUUGGAGGAAUUGGAAUUCGAGUGGUUAGAAGACGAGGCUUCCUUAGAUUUCGGAUCCCUUGGAGGGAUCGUUUUUACAAAAUUGGUGAAAUUAAGGGUCGACAGUAACUUCUUCACGAAUGGGCCUGUUCAACCCAUUGGGCAAGUUUUGUUUGCAGCAUUCCCAAACGUAAAGGAUCUCGCAAUGAAUUGUUUCUACUUGGCACAAAUUUCAAAGGAGGGCCUACUACCAAAUUUCACACGGUCCCUCAGUUCCUUAUCGGUGGUUGGAGAAUUCGACGCCACUAGGCUGGAAUGUCUUCUAAAAAUUCCCACCAGUUUGAAGAAACUUGAGAUCGGGCCUGCUGAGUCCUCUCUGAAAAUUGACCAUCGGGUGGAUGAGCUGCCAACAAUUUUGCACCAAAUAUUAAGCAAACACGCCACCACGUUGGAGGAACUAUUUAUCCACGUGGAAUGGUUACAAGGAGGGAAGAACCUGGAGUGGAAAUUUCCAGCGUUUCCCAUCUUGAAGAAACUUUGGAUCAUGAAUUGUGAUACAUUUACCACAAUUGUUUUCGAAACCGGCCCGGGAUCAGGAUGUUUUGAACCGAUUAACUACCCCAAAUGUUUCCCAGAAUUGGAAAUCUUGAAAAUUUUCAGUCAUACGGGCAAGUCGGCCAGAGUGGAGACAUUCCUUCCGGAGAAAAUGGAUCGUCAAGUCGUCGAGUCCGUGAGACAGGUUGAUGUCAGCAUUUAUGAAUACAGAUUUCGUGUUAUAGAAGAAGCCGCUGUUUUGGAAGAGGUUAAAAUAUAUCUGCGACUUUUGUCUCUUUUUCCUAACACGAGAGAUUCUGUUAUACAGAAUUUAGAGAGAGUACUUGUGUACGCUGGUGGAAAAAACUUGGUAUCCAGGUAUUCAGGAUACCGGGAAAUUUUGCGGGCGCCGAAGGCGGCCGCAAAUUUUUUUUGUCGCCAGAACAAACGGGAAAAAAAACGAGAAGAAAAAAAAAAUUGACGAAAAAAAUACGAAGCGGAAAGAAAAAAUGGGAAGGAGGGAGAAACAAGGGCGAAAAAAUACGAAGCGGGAAGGAAAAAAACGGGAAGGAGGGAGAAACAAGGGCGAAAAAAUACGAAGCGGGAAGGAAAAAACGGGAAGGAGGAAGAAAAAGGGGCGAAAAAAUACGAAGCGGGAAGGAAAUAAACGGGAAGGAGGGAGAAAAAAGGGCGAAAAAAUACGAAGCGGGAAGGAAAAAAGGGGAAGGAGGGAGAAAAAAAUGCGAGAAAAUACGAACCGGGGAGGAAAAAAACGGGAAGGAGGGAAAAAAAUUAAAGAAAGAAUACGAAGCCGGAAGGAAAAAAACGGGAAAGAGGGAAAAAAAUUAAAGAAAAAAAUACGACCGAAAAAAAUACGAAGCAGGGAUAAUAAAUUGCGAGGGAGUAAAACGACCGAUAAAAAGACGACGCGGGCAGAAAAAAAUUUCGAGGGAGGAAAAACGGACGAAAAUGAGGAAGCCGGAAGGAAGAUGAGAGAAAAUCAGGGUUGGGUAAAAUACUAUUUGAAAUACAAAAUACAAAUUACAAAAUAAAAAAUACUAUUUUGCAUUUUGUAUUUUGAGGGCCAUGGUUCAGUAUUUUGUAUUUUGAAGCUAGCCGGGUAUUUUGUAUUUUGUAUUUUCUAAUUUUUCGGUCGGUCAAUGUAUUUUAAAUACAAAAAUACUUUACAAAAUAAAUUUUGCAAAUAUGAGACGAGCUCAUGAGAAGAACAUGGCUGUGUCAGAAUACUACAAAAAAUAUGUCAUAUUUAUGCAGAUGAUUAAUUUUUAAUUUUUAAAUUUCUCUCAAGUGUUAUGAUGGGUAUUAAAACUUAUUUUUACUUCCUUAUCGACACUUUAUCGUACGAGAAUGUCUUUUUGUAGUGCGAGAAAGAUUAAAAUUACUUAGAUUGAAAUUAUGUAGGGCUUAUAAUCUUCGUAUCAUUUUUUAGAUAACAAAUGACCUCAAGCAUACCCGGAAAAAUAAUUACUAACUUCCAAAUAAUGCUGUGAACUAAAAUGAGUUUGAAAUUUGAACUUGACUUGCAUUUUCAGGGUCAAAUCUGGCAAUAGUAUUUUGUAUUUUGGAAUGUAUUUUAAAUACGUAUUUUGUAUUUUUAGAUUUCGACGAUUUUGGCCAAAAGUAUUUUGUAUCUUGUAUUUUGAAAAAUUUGAAGCGUAAAGGAAACCCCGUUUUUCUCUCCCGUUUCUUUUAGUUGACGGGAAAGAAAAAAACGGGUGAGGCGGAGAAGUUACACAACGGGAGGAAAAAGCCGACGGAAAACAGAAAGUAGGAAGAAAAUCGGACGAAAAGGAUUUGAAACACGGAUAAUACGAACCGACGUCAAGACUAUAAACCGGGAAUUGUCAAAUUUGCGUUAGGUUAGCAUAGUCCGACCUAUAAAAUGCGUUAGUCGCAUCCAGUACAAAUACCCCAGAAUUAUUUAUGGGGUUCCUGCUUUUUGGAGGCUAUUAGUUGUUUUGCUAUGAGUUGUUGACUAAUCUUAUGCAGCCACUCUCACCAUCGUCCGUGAAAGACAUUAUGCCAAGUUUGAUAGUAUUUGGGAAUAGGUUUUUGAGUUAGGCACCGUAAAUACUCUAUUUAUAGCCGGGGCUAAAAUCCAAAACUGGGGGUCACAGACCCGGCUACAAUUAGAGACCGGCUAUAAUUAGAGACCCGGCUAAAUUUUGUUCCGCCCUAAUUUUAGUCAUUAUAAAAUUAGCGAAUAAUUUAUGUUGACUCGAUUUGAGUUAUUUUAUUUAGCAAAAUAUGACAUCAGCUAAAUAUUCACUUUAAAUCUACUUCUUUUGACGAGGUUUUGUAGUUUUUAAAAACUGUCGUGAUUAAAUAUAUGCAUUAUGUUUAAGAUCUUAACACGUAAUUCUGUAAAUUUUGACCUUAUUCGUUGAUUAACCGGAUGUUCAGUAUUUUCGUAGGAUUGGGUAUGAACAGGGAUACAGCGAAAAAUACAGGCCAUAAUUAGAGACCCGGUCAUAAUUGGGGACCCGGCUAUAAUUAGAGACCCGGCUAAAAUUUUGAAAUCUUGGUCUCCAGACCCGGCUAUAUUUGGAGACCGGCUAUAAUUAGAAUAGGGCUAUAAAUAGAGGUUUUACGGUACGUAUGCUUCUAAUGAAGAAUUAUUUAGCGAUCUACAUACAACAAAGCGUAGCAGUAAAAUUAUCUGGGUGGCGGAGAUGUGGGGAGCUUGUUUAGUACUUUUAAGUGCACUUCCUCACCUUAGGAUUAGAACCAUUUACUUUUUCAAGCUAUAUUUUAUUAAAUAUGAAUUCCUAUCGGAUAUCAAUAUUUUUGUUUAAUUGAGAACUCCGGCUUGAGGAGUUGUAUGCACAGUGUGCUAAAACUAGCUAGAAUCUUUCAGAUCGUUGGAGAUAAUAAAAAUAUGAUAAAUGCAUUUCAAAUUUGAAUAAAUACCGCAAGUCAAUUUUUAAAUAUUAUAAGGCAAAUUAUGUAGUGUGUAAGAUCUUGAAAGGAAGCUGGGGUUUAUAACAUCCGAAAUGGAAAUUUGAAUGGCGAAACAUAAAAUUGUUAAGGGAGUUGAAAGUAAGAUUCAGUCUAGUCUCCAAUAAAAUAAACCCGAAAAAACGAGAAUCUUAUGUGAGAGUAAGUGUAACGGAAAGUUUAAAACAAAACUAUUAAAAUGAUAAUCAAUUAUUUGUAUCACCACCCGCUGUAUGUUUGAUACCACUAAAAAGUUUUAGAAGUUUUUCGUCACAUUUUUCGAAUUCGUAACAAUUUGAAAUUAUUCGUCGAAAUGUGUUUCACCCGAUGAGCAGAUUUGCUGCCCGUCUUGAACUUAGAGAGCAAAAACCUGUGAAGUGUUGUGCAUUGUAUAUUAACUAAGUUUUAAUUGAAUAAAUAUAAUUAUUGAGUAUUUGUUGCAAUUUAUCUAUGUGGUAUCAAAAAUACGGCGGGCGGUGACGCACAUAUGUAUGUACUAUUCACCUAAGAAUCUCGUUUGUUUGAUUUAUUUUAUUUUGCAACUUUUUUAAUUUUUCCUUUAUUCAUCAAUUAACAGGGGUGCAUGGCAUAAUGAUUUGCUGGCAUUAUUACCACAACAGCGCCCAAUGCUGGAAAACUUCCAACCGACUUAUCUCAGCCAUUUGAUUACCGAUUUUGUUACUCGCGGAAGCAAAAAUAUAGCAAUAAACAUACGAAAUAAUUUUGCAAGAAUUUUCAAAGAAGGUCUAUACAUCAAUGCUGAAGAAACAGCCAUGAAUCAAAAAGAUGGAAUGAUAAUCAACCCGAUUUGGACAUCUGCUUUAUUACAUUUACUGUAACCAAACAACCUAAUAUUAUGACUCAUAAUCUUUUACUGAUACAGGCACAAAAACAAAAAAUAUUUUUUACUUCUCUUCUGUUUUUAUUCUCCCCUGAAGAAGACAAUAGUUAAUUGUCGAAAUAUUGGGACAAUAAAUUGUUUUAAAAGUCAACCCACAAUGUCCGUCUCAACUAAUUUAAAAUACGAAAUAAUAUUUUUUAUGUCUGAAUAUGGUUAGAGUUCUGGUUCACAAAAUUACUCUAUCGAAAUUGUUUUGGGAGGAAUCCUCUAAGAAACAUCCUCCUGGAGGGUGUUUUUGGCCCAUAAGUCG
Folsomia candida is the source of this 5570-nucleotide messenger RNA. RefSeq lists its product as uncharacterized. The transcript is spliced from 5 exons. Bases 494 to 1942 code for a protein of 482 amino acids. The record is from RefSeq and is a predicted model, not a curated record. NCBI's taxonomy places the organism in Eukaryota, Metazoa, Arthropoda, Collembola, Entomobryomorpha, Isotomidae.